This is a messenger RNA of Mercenaria mercenaria, 942 nucleotides long. Its product is annotated as interferon-inducible GTPase 1-like. Gene Ontology annotation, molecular function: GTP binding. The coding region runs from base 1 to 942 and encodes 313 amino acids. The record is from RefSeq and is a predicted model, not a curated record. The transcript has a single exon. NCBI's taxonomy places the organism in Eukaryota, Metazoa, Mollusca, Bivalvia, Venerida, Veneridae. Gene Ontology annotation, cellular component: membrane.
AUGGCUGGAGUGUCGGAAGACGAUACUUUUGGAGUUCACAUAAUUACAAGGAAAUUCCAAAGGGUUGUAGAACUGCGUGGUAUCGAUGGUCUGCGAAUGGAAAUAAAUCAAGACUUAAAACAAUGGCAUGAAACUAAAAUAAAUGUGGCAGUAACCGGAAGUGCAGGUGCGGGAAAAUCUACUUUCAUUAACACCAUACUUGGUCUGGAUGAGGACACUGGAAAAGGGGCGCAGACUGGAGCAAUAGAAACAACAUGGGACAUUUUCGCUUAUACUAAAAGGAACAGAAAUGUAAUAUUUUGGGACUUACCGGGUAUAGGUACACCAAAAUUCCCGAAAGAAAGUUAUGUAGAAAAAGUCAAGCUUAAAGAUUAUGACUUUUUCAUUUUGAUUUCUAAAUGCAGAUUCACCGAAAACGAUGCAUGGUUAGCGGAGGAGAUACAAGCUAUUGGGAAAAGGUAUUACUUCGUUAGAUCGUAUGUCGACCAAGAUAUCUGCAAUGAUCGUAGAGCACAUCCAAAUUCUCACGAUCCGGAGAAACACCUGGAAAUUAUAAGAAAAGAUUGUGAAAUCAAUAUGGAAGGUCACACACAUGACAAGAUUUACUUAAUAGACAGUUUAGGGUGUGAGAAAUACGAUUUUGAUAGUCUUGUUGCAGCACUAACAAGAGAUAUUGAGGGAAUGAAAGCCGAUGUUUUAGUAGCAAGUCUCUCUUCUGUCACGAAAGGCAUACUUGAAAUGAAAUGGCGGAGUCUUUUCAGGCAGAUUCAGACUGUAGCUUUCCAAGCGGGGAUGAUGUGUACAGCAGAAUCGGCCGAGAAAAUAAUAAGGGACGUUCUUAAGCAGGAGAGCAAAUACUACUGCGAAGUUUUUGAUAUUGACGACGACACACUUAGAGCUGAUCAAGAGUUAUUUAGCGUUUCAGACCUAGCAGCUGACUAA